AUGGAGAUAGUCCCAUGGAGUCGAAAGACAGCAUUGGUUUGUCCAUUACCUGGAGCAGUUUCGGAAUUUCCGAUUCCACCAUUACCAUCACCUGAAUCAAGAGAGACGAGUACUAGAGAUGAAGCUCAAGAGAUUGAGAGUUUAGAUGGACAAGAGAUUGAGAGUUUAGAUGGACCUGUACUUGAGUAUCACUACGUCAUGGAGGAAGCAAAACAUAUUUAUGUGAAUGCUCGAUAUCGUCUAAAGAAGAAAUUUGAUGCUGGAUCUCAUGGGGAAAUAUGGAGAGCAACAAAACGUGAGGCAAGUGGAGUGGAAGAACAUUAUGUGCUCAAGAGAUUAUUUCUAGAGUUGGGAGAAAAUAUGGUACAAAUGGGGCUACGAGAAGCACAUUUUGGUGCACUCUUGAGUCUUGAGCAUCAUGUGACAAGGUUUGUCGAGUAUUUCUUCCGACCAGCAAAAGUAAUGGAACACAAGGAAGAUCACGUGAAGAAGCCGCACACGACAACACCUGAACUCUGGCUUGUCUUUUAUGAUGAAGGCAAGUCAUUGCGACAAUAUUUGUACGAGAAGCUAGAGGUUGGAAAUGGACAUGCUGAUAACGGCGCUGGAAUCAUUUUGCAACCGUCACGUUUUUGGGAAAAACUUCGCACCGAUGCCCGAGGUGAAAACGUACUGAGAGAGAUCAUGCGCCAGUUGCUACAAGGUGUCACAGCCUUGCAUGCGCGUGGUAUUACACAUCGUGACAUUAAACCAUCAAAUAUCUUGGUAUCAAUUCCCCCUGUCACGUCGACUUCCGUAGUGCAACCAAUGCCGCUCGUCAAAUUGGCAGACUUUGGCUCGGCGGUUGACGAUUACACGCUACAGAAUUUGUAUACUGUGAAUGGUGGUGACGAAGCUUCCACGGCGUCUUCGGGGCCGUCGCAAGCUGAAGAAACACGUGAGUAUCAGCCUCCAGAGGUGCUGUUUAGCGACAAUGGCCAGCCAUACGAUUACACAGCUCCCGAGGCAUACGAUCUAUGGUCUGUAGGCGUCGUCUUUUUGGAGAUGGUUUUAGGCUCUCCGCAAGUGUUUCUCAUCUCACCUCGUGAAAGGGCCAAGUUGGAUCUGAUGCUUGAUGCUCAGCGUCGUAACUACCGACAUAAGCAAGGAAGACACGGCAGCGAGGAGGAUCCUGAAUCGGGAUGGCGUACGAAAGCUUACUUGCUUCACGUACUUACACAAGAGUUCUGUAUCUUUCAGCCAGCAGCUCGACAGCUACGCUCAUUGUGGGACAAAUACGCCCUUGUGAGUGAGAGCUGCCAUUUUGGACGGUUCAACCAGACUGUUGUCGAGCGUGAUCCGCUCAAGCGUGGACUGGAGGACUCAUGGGGACUAGAUCUCAUGUGGAGACUACUUCAAUGGAAUCCGUCAGAACGAAUAUCGGCUGAAGAGGCUUUACAACAUGCGUACUUUCAAGGAGCUUACGUAUGCAACGAGUCUGCUCGUCCAUUUGCAACGCACGGGGAGCUAUUGCUACACGAACGCUAUCUUGAGGUCCAACGUGCGCGAGAAAGCGUUUUCGCGUCCAUGGUUCGUGCAAAGUAUGAGCUUCCAGACCGCUUUACUUGCCCAUAUUGUCGGCGCACGUUUUCCACGGCUCAGAGUUGCAAACAGCAUGCUCAUGCACGUCGACACAAUACUCGCUCAAGCUUUUGUGAGUUUGACGCCCCUCAUAUUUCCGCCGCGAUUCGGACGGAGUCGGAACCUUUGCAUGUUCAUCCACUACCAGAGCAACCGGCAAUAGGUAUUGCAUUGUUUCAAGGUCGAAAGAAGUACAUGGAGGAUUUUGUACUGGUGCUCUCGGAGCAGCAGCUGCAGCAAAGGUGGAGCACCCAAGAUGGUACUAACGCAUUGGGGUUCGAUCUGUACGCAGUGGUGGAUGGUCAUUUAGGUUCCAGAGCAGCCAGAUUUGUUGUGGAUAAUCUGCCUCGUGUAUUGUGUCAUCACUAUGCUGCCACUCUAAAGACAAAGGAUGAUGUAACGCAAGUAGAUGCAAACGCAUUUGGUGAAGCAGCAAAGAUAUCUACUGAGCUUGAGCUUGCCGAAAAGUUUGCACUGCGUCAGACCUUUCUCGAACUGCAUGAAAGCUUUCUCGAGUCUCUUGAUAAGCAUCCAAGCGAGGAAGACCUGGAAAUGACUUCUGACAAUAACUUUGCUAAUGGCUCUGCAGUAAUUGGUGAGUAUUUCUCAGGGUGCACGCUCACAGUUGUGCUGCAUUUCCGUCGGCAGCAGCGGGUUGUUAGUGCAAAUGUCGGUGACUCACGCGCGCUAGCAUGGCUACCUAGUACGUCUACCAAGCAAGCUGACGAGGUCAAUGGUACAGCCGGUAUUGUUUUGCUGAGUAAAGAUCAUUGGCCGAAUGAUCCGGACGAACGCUCCCGAAUUGAGUCUAGCGGAGGCUUUGUAAAAUUUUCUGGUCUGUGGAGAGUAGUGGGACAGCUUGCAGUCUCUCGCAGUUUGGGUGAUCGCCAUUUACGCAAGUACGUGACAGCUGAACCAUCCGUCUUUCAUGCACAACUUGAUGAGGGAUCUUUCGGUGGGCUUCUUGUGAUAGCCAGCGAUGGACUGUGGGAAACUAUGAGUAAUGGUGACGUCGUGCGUUUCCUUGAGGAACAACAAGCAAAAAAAGCUGAAGAAGAACCGCACAACAAAAACAAACACGAUGACUGUGCAUCAUUGAAUGGUCUUGCGACGAAAUUACUCACGGAGGGCUACGUGCGUGGUAGUCUUGACAACAUGGCCGCUGUACUUGUUGCGUUGCCGUAG
Molecule: messenger RNA, 2805 nt
Organism: Peronospora belbahrii
Lineage: Eukaryota; Oomycota; Peronosporomycetes; Peronosporales; Peronosporaceae
Source: the annotation of a GenBank genome assembly